This is a messenger RNA of Encephalitozoon romaleae SJ-2008, 1113 nucleotides long. Its product is annotated as putative GTP-binding protein. The record is from RefSeq and is a predicted model, not a curated record. Bases 1 to 1113 code for a protein of 370 amino acids. Gene Ontology annotation, molecular function: ATP hydrolysis activity; ATP binding; GTP binding. Gene Ontology annotation, cellular component: cytoplasm. The transcript has a single exon. NCBI's taxonomy places the organism in Eukaryota, Fungi, Microsporidia, Unikaryonidae.
AUGGUUGAUGGAAGGAAGGUGCUGUUUGCAAGGUCUUCGAAAUCAAACAAUCUGAGCAUGGGGAUUGUGGGACUUCCAAAUGUAGGCAAGUCUACCCUGUUCAACUUUCUUACCAGAAACAACGUUCCUGCAGAAAACUAUCCGUUUUGUACAAUUGACCCCUCUGAGGGACGUGUGGAGAUCCAAGACGAGAGAGUGGAGGCCCUGGCAGAGAAGUAUAUGCCCCAUAAUGUCGUAAGAGCAUACUUGAGUGUGACGGAUAUAGCAGGGCUGGUGAAGGGAGCAAGUACCGGUGUUGGACUUGGGAAUCAUUUUUUGGACAAUAUCAGAAAUGUGGACGGGAUCUUCCAUGUUGUAAGGUGCUUUGAGGAUCCGGAAGUAGCACAUUUUGAAGAUGGGGUAGAUCCGAUAAGGGAUAUAGAAAUAGUCAACGAAGAACUAAGGCUUAAGGAUUAUGAGACGUUGGUUCGGCAUGAAGAGAAGAUGUCGAAGGAUAUGAAGUCAAAGCCUUCUGACAAGAAGUUGAAAGACCAGGUUGCACUAGUCAAAAGACUUGUAGAGAUACUAAAAAAUGAUUGGGUAAAUAAGCAUGAGUUUAAUGAGGAGGAGAUUGAAUACAUCAGUACUCUGAAUCUACUUACAGUGAAGAAUGUGGUGUACCUUGCCAACAUCAGUGAGAAGGAUUACGAGAUGCGUCGUGCAAACAAGCAUUUGCGAGCUGUUAUGAAAUACUCUGAUGAUGUAAUUGUAUUCAGUGCUGCAUAUGAGAGCAACCAUGAAUCCAAAGUGUUUUUAGAUAAGCUUGUCAAGAAAGGUUAUGAGUCUUUAGACCUCAUCAACUUCUUCACUGUGGGAAAGGAUGAGGUUAGGAGUUGGACAAUAAGAAGAGGGAUAAAUGCACCUUCGGCAGGAGCAGUGAUUCAUUCCGACUUUAAGAAGUACUUCGUAAUGGCCGAGGUCAUGUCUUUUGAAGAUUUCAAGGCUUAUGGAAGUGAGGCUGAAGUGAAGAGGGCCGGGAAAUAUCACCAAAGGGGAAAGACUUAUGUCGUUAAUGAUGGGGACAUAAUCCUCUUCAAAGUAAAUCCGCCUAAGUCCGUGGGGAAGAAGAAAUGA